AUGAAGCAUGGUUUAGGGGUUGCGCUUCUCGUCCUGCUUCUGGCAGCUUUGAUCGUGCUGCAUGCUGUCGUUGCACCGUACACGAAAGUCGAGGAAUCAUUUCACGUCCAAGCUACCCAUGACAUCUUGGCCUUUGGGCUGCCAUAUGAGAAAGGCCUGGAGUAUGUCAACUACGACCAUUUUGUCUUUCCAGGUGCCGUUCCCCGGACUGCGGUCGGCGCAGCAGCUCUGGCGAAGGUGUCACAGGGUCUUCUUGCGUUGAAUGUCGACAUUGACCACCAAAUACUCUCGCGGGUGGCUCUCGGUCUCUACAAUGCACUUGCACUGGGUGUAUUUGCACAUGGGGUCUUGCGCAGCUUCGGCCGGACUGUAGCUGUAUGGUACCUCGUCCUUCAAGGCAGCCAGUUCCAUCUGAUCUACUACGCUUCGCGGCCGUUGUCGAACAUGUUCGCCUUCGGGCUUACGACAUUCUCUCUGCGAUUUGCACUUCCAGACAAGCUCCCACUGAACGCAGCUAGAUCGGGACUGCACGAGAAUGCCGGCCAGCUAUCACUCAUCCUUCUUACCUUCGCGGGGGUGGUAUUUCGUUCCGAAUUAGCAGUCCUGGUGGCCACAACGACUCUGUACCUUCUCGCCUCAAGACGCAUAACACUGCUCUCAUGCAUCAAGGCAGGGCUCCUGGGAUUGAGCCUCGGUCUUUGCACGACAGUACCAAUCGACUCGCAGUUUUGGCAGCGCUGGCCUCUAUGGCCCGAGCUAGAAGCCUUUGUCUUCAACGUCGUGCACGGCCAGUCCUCGGAAUGGGGCAUAGAGCCAUGGUCCUUUUACUUCCUUAAUGCUCUCCCUCGCCUCCUUCUCAAUCCUGCAACGUACCUCCUCGCUCUCCCCAUCGCCCUCCGCCAACCCGCAACCCGCCACCCAGCCCUCUCCCUCCUAACCCCCUCCCUCACCUUCGUCGCCUUGUACAGCUUCAUGCCGCACAAGGAAUGGCGCUUCAUCAUCUACAUCAUCCCGGCCCUCACAGCCUCCGCUGCCCUAGGCGCAGGAUACCUCUGGACGCACCGCGCGCGCUCCCUCUUCGCACGCACAGCAUCCAGGCUCCUCGUCCUUUCCACACUCUUCUCAUUCCUCCUCUCCACCUUCGUGCUCCUCCCCGCCUCCGCAGCAAACUACCCCGGCGCGCACGCCCUGAACGCACUGCACCGCUACCACGCGCGAACCGCGCCGGUGCAGGACACCGACGUCGAGCCGGAUAGUGUAACUGUCUACCUCGGUAACCUGGCCUGCCAAACGGGCGUGACCCGGUUCCUGCAAUUGCCUGAUUCGCACUGGGUCUACGAUAAGACGGAAGACGAGGCGGCGAAGGCUUCGUUCGAGUUUUGGGACCGGUUCGACUAUGCUCUUGUUGAGGCGGGACGGGAUCCUACUUUCGCGGAUGACGAUGAGGUAAGGUUGAGGGCUGCGCUGCCGGAGGCGCAAUGGGAGGUUGUGGAGGUUGUGGAUGGGUUUGCGGGUGUCUCAGUGCUGAGGCCUGGGGUGCAAGCGGAUGGGGACGCUGAGCGAUGGGUUCUUCGGAGUUUGGGUGGCGAGUCUGCGGCUGGGUUGUAUGAAAGAGGAAGGGAUAUUGUGAGGCAGGCUGUUCUGAGGGGUUGGUGGGUUGAAUUGAAAAUGAGGCCGAAGAUCAAGGUGUUGAAGCGUGUGUGA
Molecule: messenger RNA, 1704 nt
Organism: Penicillium chermesinum
Lineage: Eukaryota; Fungi; Ascomycota; Eurotiomycetes; Eurotiales; Aspergillaceae
Product: dolichyl-P-Man:Man(7)GlcNAc(2)-PP-dolichol alpha-1,6-mannosyltransferase
Exons: 3
Coding region: 1-1704 (567 amino acids)
Biological process (GO): protein N-linked glycosylation
Cellular component (GO): endoplasmic reticulum membrane
Molecular function (GO): alpha-1,6-mannosyltransferase activity
Source: RefSeq, a predicted model, not a curated record